GUUUGUUUUCAUUACUUCCAAGACAUUCUAAAUUUCAAGUGCUACAUGUUUAUAUAACCAUGCUUUCACAUCACGGUCUAAAAAGGAGUAAGAAACGAAAAUCUAACAGUGUUACAACUAACAGUAAAGUUAAAAAAAUUUCAAAUAUCUUAGAAACUCAAGCUAUAGAGGAUUACAAAAGUGAAACAGAGCCAGAAUUCAAAAUUCACAGUGGAGUACAUGAGUACAAUGUCAAAAGGCUCUCCGGAGUUUUUGUUGUUAAACCGUGUUCUUUUGGAAGUACAGGAUUAUUAACUAAGAAAAGCUCAACAGUUGUAAUGAAAUCAUCUAAGACCGAAGAAGAGAGGCCACCAAAGAAAUUAUCAACUUCAGUUGUUGGUUAUAAAUCUCAGAAAACCAAUUUAAAUUCUCAUGGAAAAUGUAUUUCACAUGAAACAAACCCAAUUCAGAGAGCCAGUACACAUCACAGCAUGACUAAAUACAUCAUGAAGGAGGAUCAAAACACGAGUAAUACAAAUAAAAAAUGUAGAGAGUUACUGAAUUUAGUCCAUCAAGCAAUUAAAAUGCAGAAAAUAUUUAGUAUUGGAAACAGUAGAAGAGCAUUUUCUCCAAUUCGGAAAGCUUUAAAAGCUCGAGGAUGGAUUGAAAAGUGUUCUGCUGAAGUAUUAGUUGAAGAAGACACGCACACAAAAACUUCAGAAAUUAUUAACCGCCUCCUCAAAGAAUGUGAUGCUAACUUUAUCUGGGUCAUUAACAGCAUUGACUUUGGGAGUGUACGAGACAGUACAAUUGUCAGCAGAUUUCCGAAAAGCAACCAUUUCACUACUAAGGUUGGUUUGUGCAGCUUUUUGGAUGAAUUUCAUUGGUUUUACGAGCCAAACAUAUCAAAAGCUGUUGCACCACGAACUUUCAAGAUAGUCACUGAGGAGGAUAUUGAUAAUUUUAUCAAAGAGUUUGGACUAACAGCUUGUGUAGCGCUGCUGAAGAUUAUAGUAAAUCAGGUGACGACUGCUGAAUCUGAUCACUUCUUCCGCAACGGAAAGGUUCCUGUGAGUGUGGUUGACUUUGCAAAUGCACAAUGUUCUGAGUACAUUCAGCACAGACAACAUGAUGAUAUAGACAGGCAGGAAAGCUCUCCAACAACGGCAAAAGACUGGACAGAUUUCCUAACCUGGUUUAGCAGACUCGCUCAUGAGGACGAAAAAUUUCAGACGACAUCUUAUCCUAUGAUUCAGGCAUUGUAUACAAUGAGCAAAAUUACUCUGAAGAAUAUCGAGCCUUAUUGGCCUCUGUUUGAGGUUGAGGGGUGGAAGAAUCUGUGGGUAGUGAAGCCUGCAGCAGAGUUCUGUGGCAGAGGUGUGAAAGUAAUGAGGAAUCUCGAGGACAUCAUCUGUAAUGUGGAGGCAGCCACUGACUUCCGGAUGGGUCGACAUAUUGUUCAGAAAUACAUUGAGCGCCCUCUUCUGAUUUACAACACCAAGUUUGACAUCCGACAGUGGUUCCUGGUCACCAGUGUCUACCCUCUGACAAUAUGGUUUUAUAAGGAAUGUUACCUACGGUUCAGUUCUCAGCCAUUUUCACUUGUGAACCUCCAUGAGUCUAUUCAUUUAACGAACAAUGCCAUUCAACGGAACUAUUCAAAUAACCGACACAGAGACCCAAAACUGCCUCAUGAAAAUAUGUGGCAUUCCUCAAAAUUUCAGGACUAUCUCAAUGAAAUUGGAGAAACGGACAAGUGGAGAACGGUAAUACUGCCCGGCAUGAAACAGGGAAUUGUGGGAGCAGUUCUGGCGUCUCAGGACGAUAUGAUUGACAGAGCAAACAGUUUUGAGCUGUAUGGAGCAGACUUCCUAUUGGGCAUCGAUUACAUCCCGAUCCUGCUAGAAAUCAACAUGGGUCCUGCCAUGUACGCUUCGACAAAAGUUACUGGAGAUAUUUGUAAAAGAGGCCUUGAAGACGUUAUUAAAGUUGUGCUUGACAGGAAACACAAUUGGCGUGCUGACACAGGAAAGUUUGAAAUAUUAUACCGCCAAGAGAUGGGCCCGAAACAACAUCAUGUUGGCCUCGAUUUGAUGAUAUCUGGUUCUAAAAUUAUUCCUGAGAAAAGAAAUGCUCUCUCCAGAAAACCCUAAGAAAUCAUUUACUUUUAAUUCUCUAUUCUAAUUGAAAUUUUUUAUAUGUUAUACUUGUAAUAAAAAGUCUAAUUGAAA
Molecule: messenger RNA, 2210 nt
Organism: Homalodisca vitripennis (glassy-winged sharpshooter)
Lineage: Eukaryota; Metazoa; Arthropoda; Insecta; Hemiptera; Cicadellidae
Product: tubulin glycylase 3A-like
Exons: 11
Coding region: 60-2132 (690 amino acids)
Biological process (GO): cilium assembly; cilium movement; protein polyglycylation
Cellular component (GO): cilium
Molecular function (GO): protein-glycine ligase activity, initiating
Source: RefSeq, a predicted model, not a curated record